This is a messenger RNA of Hyla sarda, 20230 nucleotides long. It is a transcript of the gene NEB, whose product is annotated as nebulin. Bases 193 to 19716 code for a protein of 6507 amino acids. Gene Ontology annotation, cellular component: Z disc. The record is from RefSeq and is a predicted model, not a curated record. Gene Ontology annotation, molecular function: actin filament binding. The transcript has 141 exons. Gene Ontology annotation, biological process: cardiac muscle thin filament assembly. Lineage: Eukaryota; Metazoa; Chordata; Amphibia; Anura; Hylidae.
UAAGAACCAUUCUGCCCAUCUAGUUUGCCCAACAUCCUGAAUACUAUGAAUAGUCCCUGGCCCUUUCUUAUAUGAAGGAUAGCCUUAUACCUAUCCCUAUCUUAUCCUCAACCCGAUGCCGUGAAGGCACCGGACGCUGCCCCCGGUGAGAGGAAGAAGAGAAUUCGCAAAAAGGUGGAUACGUCAAAGUUCAUGACGCCUUACAUAGCACACAGCAAGAAAAUGCAAGACAUGUUCAGCCAGAAUAAAUACAAAGAGAAAUAUGAAAAACAGAAGGGAGAGCCAGUCGCCAGCACCACGGAUACUCCCGAACUCAGGAGGAUCAAGAAAGUCCAGAACCAGUUAAGCGAGGUGAAGUAUCGUAUGGAUGGUAAUGUUGCCAGAACCAAUUGUCACGUUGAUGGACAAGCCAGAGAUAUAGAGCAUGCUAAAAAGGUCUCUCAACAAUUGAGCAAGGUUCUAUACAAGCAAAACUGGGAGGAUACUAAGGAAAAGUACCUGUUGCCCCCUGACGCUCCGGAACUUGUUCAGGCAGUGAAAAAUUCUGCAUUGCAAAGCAAGAAACUGUACAUAGCAGAUUGGGAAGAUGACAAGACAACCUUCUUCCCUUACUCAGAUAGUCCGGAAUUGCGGAGAGUUGCUCAGGCCCAGAAAGCUUUGAGUGAUAUCAAUUAUAAGAAGGGAUACGAUCAACAAAAGCUUCAGUUCACCUCUCUGGCUGAUCGACCGGACAUUGAAAUGGCCAAGAAAGUGUCUCAGCAACUGAGCGAUAUAAAGUACCAUGAGGACUAUGAUAAGAAAGUUAAAGGCAAAUGGAGUCAGACUCCCUGCUAUGAUGUAGCGGUGGCGAGAAUGAAUGCCGACAAUCUGAGUGACAGGAAAUACCGUGAAGACUUCGAGAACAGUAAAGACCAAAUCUACUUCAUGCAAACAGAAACUCCGCAGUAUCAAGUGAACAAGAAAUCCGGGAUAAACGCUAGCGAGGUGAAAUACAAAGCAGAUUAUGAGAAGGCCAAGGGACCCACAGCUUACCACACUCUUCCCGCCACAGAGAACCCUUUACUGCGGCAACUCAAACACGCUGGAAAUGCCCUGAGCGAUAAAUUAUAUAAAGAGUCUUAUGAAAGAGCGAAAGGAACUAGUAUUAACUACUGUGAUACCCCCAAGUUUCAGAUUGAUAAUGUCCUAAAGAACUACUCAGAUCUAAGAUAUAAGGAUCACUAUCAGAAGAACGUACAGGGACAUUACAUCGGCAGCUAUGAGGAUCCAUACAUGCUUCAUUGCGCCAAAGUCUCCAACUUAAGAAGUGAUAAAAACUACAAAGCCGACUAUGAAGAAGAUAAGACCAGUUGUUACUUCCCCCAGACUCUUACCCCCGAAUAUGAAGCUGCAAAGAAGUUGGAUCAGUGUAAAGAUUACGUCUACAAGAAGCACCCGGAUAGAAUAAAAUUUACUCAAGUGGUUGAUUCACCAGUUCAGGUCCAAGCCCAGCUGAAUUCCGUGCAACUUAGUGAUCUCAAUUAUAAAGCCAAACAUGAAGAGGAAAAAUUCAAGUGUUCUAUUCCUGCUGAUUCUCCUUUCAUCCUCCAGUCCAGAGUGAACGCAUAUAACCUCAGUGAUAAAUGGUACAAAUAUGACUGGGAUAAGUCCAAGGCGAAGAAAUUUGAUAUUAAAAUUGAUGCUAUUCCUUUGGUGGCAGCAAAAGCAAAUCGUAAGAAGGCUAGUGAUGUGGAAUAUAAGAAAGAUUAUGAGCUGAACAAAGGGAAGAUGAUUGGAGCGCUAAGUAUCCAUGAUGAUCCCAAGAUGUUACACUCUAAGAAAGUGGCUCAUAAUCAAAGUGAUAUUGAAUACAGGAAGGACUAUGAAAGCACAAAGACCAAAUACUCUGCACCUCUGGAUAUGGUCCAAGUUCAACUGGCUAAGAAAUCUCAGGCUAUUGCCAGCAACCUUGAUUAUAGGCAUCCAAUCCAUUCUUAUUUCUAUCCUCCUGACAGCGUCAGCCUGUCAUUGGCCAAGAAAGCCUACACUCUUCAGAGUGAUGUUGAUUAUAAGUCAGAUUUUAACAGCUGGGUAAAAGGCUGUGGAUGGAUACCAUAUGGAUCCAUGGACGUUGAAAAAGUCAAGAAGGCUGGACAAAUACUUAAUGAGAGGAAAUAUCGCCAGCAUCCAGAUACUAUUAAGUUCACUUCUAUAGAAGACGACCCUGUUAUGGUUCAAGCUAAAAUCAAUCAGAAGCAGAGGAGCGAUAUUAUUUAUAAAGCAGAAGGUGAGAAGGUUAUUCACAAGUACUCCUUACCUGCUGAUGUUCCAGAACUUUUACAAGCCAGAGUGAAUGCGUAUAAUCUCAGUGAUAAUUGUUACAAGCAAGGAAUGGAAGAAUUAAAGGCAAAAGGAUAUGAUCUGCCAGUUGAUGCUAUCUCCAUAAGGGCUGCUAAAGCUGCAAGGAAGGCGGCCAGUGAUGUACAAUAUAGGAAAUCUUAUGAGGACCAGAAAGGCAAGCUUGUUGGUUUCUUAAGCCUUCAAGAUGAUCCCAAACUUGUACUCUACACAAACGUGGCUAAGAUGCAGUCUGAUCGAGAAUAUAGGAAAGAUUAUGAGAAGGAAAAGACUAAGUAUAAUACUCCACUAGAUAUGGUCAAUGUGGUGGCCGCAAAGAAGGCACAAGAAAUUGCCAGUGGUAUCCAUUACAAGCAGCCAAUCCAUCACUACACCUUCCUGCCAGACGCAAUAAGUGUUGAAUCAUCCAAGAAGGCGAUGGAGAUACAGAGUGAUAACCUCUACAAGUCGGACCUUGGUUGGUUGAAAGGCACCGGAUGGAUACCUAUUGGAUCUCUUGAUGUUGAGAAGGUCAAAAAGGCUGGAGAUGCCUUAAGUGAGAAGAAAUAUAGACAACACCCAGAUACCUUUAAAUUUACUAGUGUUGUCGACUCUCCAGUCAUGGUCCAGGCUAAGACAAAUGCCCUACAGCUCAGUGAUAGACUAUACAAAUCUUCAGGAGAGAAGACUCUGCACACGUAUCAUUUACCUCCCGAUGCACCUAACUUUAUCCAGGCCAAGUACAAUGCAACUACCAUGAGUGAUACCUUCUACAAACAAGACUGGCAGAAAACAAUCGCUAAAGGACACCAUGUCCUGGGAGACUCCAUUCCUAUUGUCGCCGCAAAGGCUUCUAGAAACAUUGCCAGUGAUUACAAAUACAGGCAAGCUUAUGAGAAAGCCAGGGGCCAUCACAUUGGCUUCAGAAGCCUGCAGGAUGAUCCUAAACUGGUGCAUUUUAUGGCUGUAGCCAAGAUGCAGUCAGACCGGGAAUACAAGAAGGACUAUGAAGUCAGCAAGACCAAGUAUCAUACUCCUCUAGACAUGGUCAGCAUCACGGCUGCCAAGAAGGCCCAAGAAGUGGCCACCAGUAUCCAUUACAAGCAGCCAAUCCAUCACUACACCUUCCUGCCGGAUGCAAUAAGUGUUGAAUCAUCCAAGAAGGCGAUGGAGAUACAGAGUGAUAAUCUCUAUAAAGAAGAUUACAACAGCUGGUUUAAGGGAAUUGGCUGGAGUCCUUUGGGUUCUUUGGAUGUAGAAAAAGUAAAGAAAGCUGGAGAUGCCAUAAGUGAGAAGAAGUACAGACAGCACCCUGACACUCUCAAAUUCACCAGCCUGGCAGAUUCUAUGGAUAUUACCCUGGCUCAGAGCAAUACUAAGCAGAGAAGUGAUAUCGCAUAUAAAGCAGCCGGUGAGAAAGUAAAACACAAGUAUUCUCUGAAUCCAGAUGAUCCCAACUUCAUCCAAGCAAGAGUCAACGCCCAAAAUAUAAGUGAGUCUAACUAUAAAGCAGAUUGGAUAAAGCACAUUGCCAAAGGAUAUGAUCUCAAACCCGAUGCCAUAUCUGUUCUGGCAGCCAAAUCAUCAAGAAACAUUGCAAGUGACUAUAAAUAUAAAGAAGCCUAUGAAAAAGCCAAAGGACAACAUGUGGGAUUCCGCAGUCUUCAGGAUGAUCCUAAACUGGUCCAUUACAUGCAUGUCGCCAAAAUCCAGUCUGAUCGUGAGUACAAGAAAGACUAUGAGAAGAGCAAGACCAAGUAUCACACUCCUCUGGAUAUGUUUAACAUCACUGCAGCCAAGAAAGCCCAAGAAAUUUCCUCUAACAUACACUACAAACAGCUGAUCCACAGUUACAACCUUUUACCUGAUGCCAUGCCCUUGGUACUGUCUAGGAACAUGAUGCAGAUCCAGAGUGAUAACCAGUACAAGACUGACUUCAACAACUGGCUGAAAGGAGUUGGUUGGGUACCAAUUGGUUCCUUGGAUGUUGAGAAAGCCAAGAAAGCCAAAGACAUUCUCAGUGACAAGAAGUACAAGCAAAAUCCAGAUCAAUGGAAAUUUAGCAUUCCAAAUGAUGCAAUGGAUCAAGUUCUUGCAAGAUCAAAUGCAGUUACAAUGAAUAAGAAACUCUAUACAGAAGCCUGGGAGAAAGACAAGACCAAGAUCCAUGUGAUGCCCGAUACUCCAGAAAUAAUUCUCUCUAAAGCUAACCAGAUAACCAUGAGCGAUAAACUGUACAGACAAGCCUGGGAGGACACUAAGAAGAAGGGAUACGACUUGAAACCAGAUUCCAUAUCCAUAAAAGCAGCUAGAGCUUCAAGAGAUAUUGCCAGUGAUUAUAAAUACAAGAAAGCCUAUGAACAGUCCAGAGGAAAGCUCAUUGGAUUCCAGAGCCUCCAGGAUGACCCGAAAUUGGUGCAUUUUAUGAACGUGGCCAAGAUGCAGUCUGAGCGUGAAUAUAAAAAGGCCUACGAGAAGUCAAAGACUCGAUUCCACACCCCUGUGGACAUGUUCAGUGUCACUGCUGCAAAACUGGCACAAAAUGUCACAACUAAUAUCAAUUACAAGCAGCUCAUCCACCAUUACAACCUGCUACCCGAUGCCAUGCCGCUCGAGCUGUCAAGGAACAGAAUGCAAAUACAGAGUGAUAAUCUUUACAAGGCAGACUAUAAUGACUUUGUCCGAGGCGUGGGAUGGGUGCCCUAUGGAUCCCAGGAAGCUGAGAAGAACAAGAAGGCCAUGGAAAUUCUCAGUAACAAGAAAUACCGCCAGCACCCAGAUACCCUGAAAUUCACAAGUCUGCCAGACUCUAUGGAAAUGGUCCUAGCAAAGAGUAACGCACAGAUCAUGAAUAAAAAUCUUUACACACAAGCCUGGGAGAAAGAUAAGAGAACCAUUCACGUCAUGCCCGAUACACCAGAUGUCCUUCUGGCAAAGGCAAAUGCUUUCAAUAUAAGCGAGAAACAAUACAGACAAGCCCUGGACGAAUCCAAGAAGAAAGGAUAUGAUCUCAGAGUGGAUGCCAUCUCCAUCAAAGCUGCAAAGUCAUCCAGAGACAUUGCUAGUGAUUACAAAUACAAAAAAGCUUAUGAAGAUGACAAAGGAAAGAUGGUUGGAUUCCGUAACCUGCAGGAUGACCCCAAACUUGUCCACUACAUGAAUGUAGCCAAGAUGCAGAGUGAUCGGGAGUACAAGAAAAACUAUGAGAAGACCAAGACCAAAUACCACACUCCUGUGUCUAUGUUUAGUGUCAUGGCAGCCAAGGAGGCUCAGGCUGUGGCCUCCAAUGUCCAUUACAAGAAUCUAAUCCACAAAUACAUUCUUCUACCGGACGCAAUGUCUGUUCAACUUGCCAAGAACAUGAACCAGAUCCAGAGUAAUAAUGACUACAAACUGGACUACAAUACAUGGUACAAAGGUAUGGGCUGGAGCCCCCUGGGAUCUCUGGAUGUGGAGAAAAGCAAGAAAUCUUCUGAAAUCCUCAGUGAGGCCAAGUAUCGCCAGCACCCAAGCAAGUUCGGUUUCACUAAAGAUAUGGACUCUAUGGACAUGGAACUAGCCAAACAGAAUGCUGUUGUCAUGAACAAGCACUUAUACAUUGAUGCAUGGGAGAAGGAUAAGACAAAGAUCCAUGUGAUGCCAGAUACACCCGAUAUACUCCAGGCCAAACAGAACAAGAUUACUUUCAGUGAGAAACUGUACAAAUCUGAAUGGGAAGAGACAAUCAAGAAAGGCUACGACCUCAGGCCUGAUGCUAUUUCUAUAAAAGCUGCCAGAGCUUCUCGAGAUAUUGCUAGUGAUUACAAAUACAAAGAGGCCUAUCGUAAGCAACAAGGACACCACGUCGGGUUCCGCAGCCUCCAGGAUGAUCCUAAGUCUGUAUGGGCCAUGCAUGUGGCCAAGAUCCAGAGUGAUAGAGAAUACAAGAAGGACUAUGAAAAAUGGAGGACCAAGUUCAAUACACCAGUAGAUAUGCUGGGAAUAUUGCUGGCCAAGAAAUGCCAGACACUAGUCAGUGACAUUGACUAUAAACGACUUCUACACAACUGGACUUGUCUGCCUGAUCAGACACCGUUCGUCCAAGCAAGGAAGGUGUAUGAGAUUACGAGUGACAAUGUCUACAAAGCAGAUUACAAUGAAUUUAUGAAGGGUGUAGGAUGGAUUCCAUUUGGGUCUCAAGAAGCUGAGAAGAACAGGAAAGCCAUGGAUAUUAUCAGUGAGAAGAAUUACCGCCAACACCCAGAUAAAUUCAAACAUACAAGUCUCACCGACGCAAUGCCGUAUGUCUUGGCCAAGAACAAUGCACAGAUCAUGAACAAUAAACUUUACACAGAAGCCUGGGAAAAAGACAAGAGAACAAUUCAUGUCAUGCCCGAUACACCUGAGAUCCUACAGGCAAAAGUUAAUUUGAUUAACACAAGUGAUAAAAUAUACAAAGCAGGAUACGAGGAGUUAAAGAAGAAGGGUUAUGACCUUCGUGCCGAUGCGAUACCAAUUAAAGCUGCCAAGUCAUCAAGAGACAUUGCCAGCGAUUACAAGUACAAAGAUGGUUACAGAAAGCAACAAGGACACCACAUUGGGUACCGCAGCCUACAGGAUGACCCCAAGUCUGUAUGGGCCAUGCACGUGGCCAAGAUCCAGAGUGAUAGAGAAUACAAGAAGGACUAUGAAAAAUGGAGGACCAAGUUCAAUACACCAGUAGAUAUGCUGGGAAUAUUGCUGGCCAAGAAAUGCCAGACACUAGUCAGUGACAUUGACUACAAAAACAUUCUUCAUAAGUGGACCUGUCUGCCUGACCAGAAUGAUGUGGUGCAGGCCAGAAAGAUCUACGACAUUCAGAGUGAUAUUCAGUAUAAGUCUGAUCUGCAGUGGCUCAGAGGAAUCGGCUGGUCUCCCUCCGGUUCUUUGGAUGAUGAGAAAAAUAAACGGGCUUCGGCCAUUAUAAGCGAAAAGAAGUACCGUGAGCACCCGGACAAAUUCCGCUUUACCAGUGUCACCGACUCUUUAGAAUUGGAGCUGGCUAAGGCUAAUGCUGAGAUCAUGAACAAGCGCUUGUAUACUGAAGCAUGGAACAAGGAUAAGACAGAAAUCCACAUAAUGCCUGAUACACCUGAGGUUCUUCUUGCUAAACAGAACAAGAUUAAUUUCAGUGAGAAACUGUACAGACAAGCACUUGAAGAAUCCAAGGCAAAGGGCUAUGACCUUCGUCCAGAUGCCAUCUCCAUUAAGGCAGCCAGAGCGUCUAGAGAUAUCGCCAGUGACUACAAGUACAAAACAGCCUAUAGAAAACAACUGGGACACCACGUUGGAUUCCGCAGUAUACAAGAUGACCCGAAAUUGGUCUGGGCCAUGCAUGUGGCCAAAAUCCAGAGUGAGAGGGAGUACCAUAAGGACUUUGAAAAAUCAAAGACAAAGUAUAACUCUCCGGUUGACAUGCUGGGCGUUGUAUUGGCCAAGAAAUGCCAGACUCUGGUCAGCGACAUUGACUACAAGAGGUUCCUGCACCAAUGGACAUGUCUGCCUGACCAGAACGACGUCAUCCAGGCCAGAAAGGCCUAUGAGCUCCAGAGUGAUAGUUUGUACAAGUCUGACCUGCAGUGGUUGAAGGGUAUAGGCUGGGUACCUAUCGGUUCCCUAGAGGUCGAAAAGGUAAAGAGAGCUGGAGAGAUUUUGAGCGAUAAGAAAUACAAACAGCCCCCGAACACUAUUAAGUUCACCAGCGUCACCGACUCUCUUGAGCUCAACCUGGCCAAGGCUAAUGCCGAAUUAAUGAACAAGCGACUCUACACUGAAGCCUGGAAUAAGGACAAAACUAGCAUUCACAUCAUGCCGGACACUCCAGAAAUUGAGCUGGCCAGACAGAACAAACUAAACUACAGCGAAAGUCUAUAUAGGCAGGCCCUAGAAGAAUCUAAGAAGAAGGGCUAUGACUUGAGGGUCGACGCCAUCGCCAUCAAAGCUGCAAGAGCUUCAAGGGAUAUUGCAAGUGAUUUCAAAUACAAAACCGGAUACCGUAAGCAACUGGGACACCACGUGGGCUUCCGCAGCCUACAGGAUGAUCCGAAGUCUGUCUGGGCAAUGCACGUGGCCAAAAUCCAGAGUGACAGAGAAUACAAGAAGGACUUUGAAAAGAUUAAAACAAAGUAUAACUCUCCGGUGGACAUGCUGGGUGUUGUAUUGGCCAAGAAAUGCCAGACUCUGGUCAGCGACAUCGACUACAGGAAGUACCUUCACCAAUGGACAUGUCUGCCUGACCAGAACGACGUCAUCCAGGCCAGAAAGGCCUAUGAGCUCCAGAGUGAUAACUUGUACAAAGCCGAUCUGCAGUGGCUGAAAGGAAUCGGUUGGGUCCCAAUAGGCUCGUUGGAUGUGCAGAAGAACAAGAGAGCAGCUGAGAUUCUGAGCGACGUAAAGUACCGCCAGAAACCAGAUACUGUGAAGUUUACUAGCGUGACAGAUUCUCUAGAGUUGACUCUUGCAAAAGCCAAUGCUGAAAUCAUGAAUAAGCGCUUGUACACAGAAGCUUGGAACAAGGAUAAGACUACAAUCCAUGUGAUGCCAGACACUCCUGAGAUCGAGCUGGCCAAACAAAAUCGUAUCAACUAUAGCGAGAAACAAUACAGACUUGCCUUGGAAGAAAGUAAGAAGAAAGGUUACGAUUUACGAGUUGAUGCCAUCCCAAUCAAAGCAGCAAAAGCUUCGCGAGAUAUAGCCAGUGAUUUCAAAUACAAAGCCGGCUACCGUCAGCAGCAAGGCCAUCAUGUUGGGUUCAGAAGCCUAUUGGAUGAUCCUAAAUCCGUAUGGGCCAUGCAUGUUGGCAAGAUUCAGAGUGACCGAGAAUAUAAGAAGGACUUUGAAAAGUCAAAGACUAAGUACAACAGCCCUGUGGAAAUGCUAUCUGUACUCCUAGCCAAGAACUGCCAGAAACUGGUCAGCGACAUUGACUACCGCCAUUACCUUCACCAAUGGACAUGUCUGCCUGACCAGAAUGAUGUCAUCCAGGCCAAGAAAGCCUAUGAACUCCAGAGUGAUGCCAUUUACAAACAAGAUCUGGAAUGGCUCAAAGGCAUUGGUUGGGUCCCUGUUGGUUCCUUGGAAGUGGAGAAGGCAAAGAAGGCUGGAGAGAUAUUGAGUGAUAAAGCUUAUCGUCAGAAACCAAACACGUUCAAGUUCACCUCUAUUCCUGACUCGCUAGAAUUGGUUCUUGCCAAGAAUAAUGCUGAGCUAAUGAAUAAAAGCCUGUACACUGAUGCUUGGAAUACCGAUAAACGUACUAUUCACGUCAUGCCGGAUACGCCUGAAAUUUUGUUAGCUAAGGCCAACUCAGUAAAUAUUAGCAAUAAAUUGUAUACCCAAGGAUGGGAUGAAGCUAAGAUGAAAGGAUAUGACUUCAGGGCUGAUGCCAUUGCAAUAAAAGCUGCCAGGGCUUCCAGAGAUAUCGCUAGUGAUUAUAAAUACAAAGCCGGCUACCGUCAGCAGCAAGGCCAUCAUGUUGGGUUCAGAAGCCUAUUGGAUGAUCCUAAAUCUGUAUGGGCCAUGCAUGUUGCCAAGAUCCAGAGUGACCGAGAAUACAAGAAGGAUUUUGAAAAGUCAAAGACCAAGUACAACAGCCCCGUGGAAAUGCUAUCUGUGCUUUUGGCCAAGAACUGCCAGAAACUGGUCAGCGACAUUGACUACCGUCAUUACCUCCACCAAUGGACAUGUCUGCCCGACCAGAAUGAUGUCAUCCAGGCCAAGAAAGCCUAUGAACUCCAGAGUGAUUGGCUCUACAAAUCUGACAUGGAAUGGAUCAAAGGCUGUGGCUGGAUUCCAAAUGACUCGCUUGAGGUCAACAAAGUCAAGAAGGCUCAGGAAAUCUUGAGUGAACGUCAGUACCGUCAGCCUGCAGACUCCAUCAAAUUCACAAGCAUUGUUGAUAGUCCGGAGAUAGUUUUGGCCAAAACAAAUGCUCUGCAGCUCAGCAAAAGCCUUUACCAAGAUGCUUGGAAUAAGGAUAAGGUACAUUUUAACCUGCCUUCUGAUACACCAGAGAUGGUUCAAUCCAAGAUCAACGCUGUCAACGUUAGCAAUAAACAAUAUCAACUGGGCUGGGAGGAUUAUAAGAAGAAGGGAUAUGACCUCAGAGUUGAUGCAAUUACAAUCAAGUCUGCCAAAGCCUCAAGAGAUAUUGCUAGUGAUUACAAAUACAAAAAAGGAUAUCGUGAGCAACAGGGUCACCAUGUUGGAUUCAGAAGCCUUCUGGAUGAUCCUAAAUCCGUAUGGGCCAUGCAUGUUGCCAAGAUUCAGAGUGACCGAGAAUAUAAGAAGGACUUUGAAAAGUCAAAGACCAAGUACAACAGCCCCGUGGAAAUGCUAUCUGUGGUUUUGGCCAAGAACUGCCAGAAACUGGUCAGCGACAUUGACUACCGUCAUUACCUCCACCAAUGGACAUGUCUGCCUGACCAGAAUGAUGUCAUCCAGGCCAAGAAAGCCUAUGAACUCCAGAGUGAUUGGCUCUACAAAUCUGACAUGGAAUGGAUCAAAGGCUGUGGCUGGAUUCCCAAUGACUCGCUUGAGGUCAACAAAGUCAAGAAGGCUCAGGAAAUCUUGAGUGAACGUCGGUAUCGCCAGCCUGCAGACACCAUCAAGUUCACCAGCAUUGUUGAUGCUCCGGAAGUUCUCCUGGCAAAGACCAAUGCUCUUCAGAUCAGUGAUCGUGUAUACAGAGAUGCCUGGGAUAAUGAGAAAACAAAGUUCAGCCUUCCUUCAGACACUCCACAGAUGGUCCAGUCCAAGAUUAAUGCAGCAAACGUCAGCGAGAAAUUGUACAAGAAAGAUUGGGAUGACGCCAAGCAGAGCUAUGACAUGAAAGCUGACGCUGUCCUGAUCCGCGGUGCGAGGGCUUCGAGAGACAUUGCUAGUGACUACAAAUAUAAGACCACCUAUGAGAAACAGAAGGGUCACUACAUUGGAGCUCCCACAGCCAAGGAUGACCCUAAGCUGAUGUGGUUGAUCAAAUCUGGCAAGCUCCCAAUUGACCGACUAUACAAGCGUGAUUAUGAGAAGACAAAGACCAAGGUUAACAUACCUGUAGAUAUGGUGUCCAUUGUAACAGCCAAGCAAGCCCAAGCAGCUUCCACUGAAAUCGAUUACCGCCAUUACCUGCACCAAUGGACAUGUCACCCUGACCAGAAUGACUGCAUCCAAGCCAAGAAAGCGUAUGAACUGCAGAGUGAUAACAUCUACAAAGCAGAUCUGGAAUGGAUUCGAGGAUGUGGUUGGAUGCCAAAUGACUCAAUAGAGGUUAAGAAAGUGAAAAACGCUCAAGACAUAUUGAAUGAGCACCUUUACCGUCAACCAGCCAGCAGCUUGAAGUUCACCAGCAUUGUGGACCUUCCAGAAGUCAUCCUGGCAAAGACCAAUGCUGACCAGAUCAGUGCAUCUAAAUAUAAAGAGGCCUGGGACCAAGACAAGAGAACUAUACACGUCAUGCCGGAUACUCCUGAGAUUUUGCUGUCGAAGGCUAAUUCUCAAAAUAUCAGCAAUAAACUUUAUAGAGAAGGAUGGGAUAAGGUGAAAAUGAUUUACGACCUCAGUCCUGAUGCAAUAUCCAUCAAAGCAGCUAAAGCCUCAAGAGAGAUUGCAAGUGAUUACAAAUACAAGCUGGCCCAUGAGAAGCAGAAGGGUCAUUACGUGGGAACUCCCACAGCUCAUGAUGACAACAAGCUGGCCUGGUGUUUGAAGGCAUCUAAACUUCCCAGUGACCUGGAAUACAAGAAGGACUUUGAGAAGACAAAGACAAAGUUGAACCUACCUGUAGAUAUGGUGUCCAUCGUCGCAGCCAAGCUAUGUCAGACUUUGGUCAGCGACAUUGAUUACCGACGCUAUUUGCACCAGUGGACAUGUCUGCCAGAUCAGAAUGACGUCAUUCAGGCUAGAAAGGCCUACGACCUCCAGAGUGAUGCCCUCUACAAGUCAGACCUGGAAUGGCUCCGUGGAAUUGGUUGGAUGCCAAAUGAGUCUCACGAUGUUAAGAAGGUUAAAUUUGCCCAGGACAUCUUGAGCGAGCAUAAGUAUAGAACUAAACCAAACACUCUCAGAUUCACACCCGUCACUGACAGAGUGGAUUAUGUCUCAGCUAAGCAAGGUGCAGAAAUCUUGAGCGAUAUUAAAUAUCACGAAGCUUGGAAUAACAUUAAAACACACUACACAGCAGUGAGCGAUACCCCUCUGCUGCUGACCGCAAAGGAGGCCGCCAAGAAUGUCAAUAAUAAAUUGUACACAGAAGGCUGGGACAGUGUCAAGGCCACCAGCUACUUCUUACCUUCUGAUGCAGUACAGAUAAAGCAUGCCAAGAAAAGCGGUGUUGCUCAGAGCGAGCUCAAAUACAAAGCUGAAUACAUCAAACAGAGAGGUCACUAUGUUGGCGUUCCAAAUGCCGAUGCUGAUCCCAAACUAAAAUGGUUCAAACAUGCCAACCUGAUCCAGAACGACAGAGAAUAUAAAAAACUUUAUGAAAAGCAGAAGUCCAAAAUCAAUAUUCCUGGUGACAUGGUAUCAAUCGAAACAGCCAAGCAAGGGCAGAACUUGGCCAGUGGCAUUGACUAUCGCCAUUACCUUCACCAAUGGACAUGCCACCCUGACCAAAAUGACUGCAUACAAGCCAGGAAGGCUUAUGACCUGCAGAGUGAUAGUAUCUACAAAGCUGACCUGGAAUGGAUUCGUGGAUGUGGAUGGGUUCCAUUAGACUCUGUUGAGCACCAGAAAGUGAAGAAAGCUCAGGAACUGGUUAAUGAGAGAGCCUAUAAGAAGGACGCACAGGACAACUAUUCCAAAUACACUCAUGUGGUUGACCCACCAGCCGUUGUGCUUGCCAAAAUGAAUAACAUCAACCAAAGUGAUCUGAGAUACAAAGAAACUUUCAACCUGGAGAGAGGCCACUACAUUGGUUCUGCAGAAACCCCUCAAGUCUUACAUUCUAGGGAGAUGUCCAAGCUGGCUAGUGAUAAAUUGUACAAGGAUUCCUGGGAUACCACUAAAUCACUGGGCUACCAACUGGACGCCAGCUAUAUACCAAUAGUUGCUGCCAAGCAUGGCAGACUUGUUUCCAGUGAGCUGAAAUACAAAGAGCAUCACGAGAAGGAAAAGGGCCACUAUCUUGCUGGUACCCAUAUUACUGACUUCCCAAAUGUUGUGCAUUCAUUGGCUUUCCAGAAGAUGAAGAGUUGGCUGCGCUAUAAGAAAAAUUAUGAAGACAACAAAACCAAGAUCCAUAUUCCAAGUGACAUGCUUAACAACGUCCUUGCCAAGAAAUGCCAGCAGAUCCUUAGUGACAUUGAGUACCGCCGCUAUCUCCACGAAUGGACAUGCCUACCUGAUGAACAGGGGGUCAUUCAUGCCAAGAAGGCCAAUGAGAUUUUGAGCGAUGUCGUCUACAAAGAAGAUCUAACAUGGCUUAAAGGCAUUGGUUGUUACGUCUGGGACACUCCAGAAAUCUUACUUGCUAAGAAGUCCUAUGAUCUUCAGAGUCAACUCAAAUACACCAAUGCCAGUAAAGAAAACUUCAAAAACUACAGUGUCGUCACGGAUACCCCUGUGUAUGUCACGGCUGUCCAAAGUGCCAUCAAUGCUAGUGAUCUCAAGUACAAAGAGGACUUCCACAAGAACAAGGAUAAGUACACAACAGUUCUGGAAACGGUAGAUUAUGAUCGUACCCAGAGUCUUAAGGAUCUUUUCAGCAGUAACCUGUACAAAAAAUCCUGGGACACCAUCAAAGCCACAAGUUACCAGCUUCCCCCUGACACAGUUGCCUUGGCCUUUGCUAAACAGAAUAAGCACAUUGCCAGCACACUGAAGUACCGUGAGGAAUAUGAGAAGUUUAAAGCUCUCUACACUUUGCCAAGAGGUAUUCAGGACGAUCCAGCCACUGCAAGAUGCCUCAGAGUGGGCAAGCUUCCUCUAGACCGUUUGUAUCGGGAGACCUAUGAAAAGAAUAAGGCUAAGAUUCACAUUGCUCCCGAUAUGAUGGAAAUCAUUUCUGCCCGGGAAACACAAAAUAAAGUCAGUGAGAUUGAGUACAGGAAGUAUCUCCAUGAAUGGAUCUGCCUCCCGGACCUCCAGCUCUACGUCCAUGCCCGCAAGGUCAACGACCAGUUGAGUGAUAUUGUCUAUAAAGAUGACCUCAACUGGUUGAAGGGAGUGGGCUGCUUCGUUUGGGAUACACCGGAGAUUCUACGUGCCAAGCAUGCAUACGACCUCCGCAGUGAUUACAAAUACAAAGCCAAAGCUGAGGAGCUUAAGAAGACAUACAGCUCUGUUAUGGAAACUCCAGUUUAUGUUCAAGCUGUCACCAGUGGAAAACAGAGCAGCGAUGUUGUGUAUCAUUCUGAUUAUGAGCAGAACGUAAGAGGAAAAGUUACUUCAUCCACAGAGACAGUGGAACUGGACCGAGCCAGCAAUGCCAACAAGAUUCGCAGCGAUUUUCUGUAUCGUGACGCUACUAUCAAAGCCCUGCCUAAGGGUUAUAGCCUUCCGAAAGACACCCCAUCCCUCCUCCAAGCCAAGAAAGCUCAGCUCAUCGGCAGUGAUCUGAAGUACAAAGAAUUAUAUGAACACGUGAAGGCCAAAUCGUACACCAUACCUGCAGACAACGUCAGCUUUGUCAACAUAAGGAAAGUGAAUAAUAUCAUUAAUGAGAGGCUUUACAGACAACUGUAUCACAAGACAAAGGAUAAGAUCCACACCACUCCAGAUACUCCCGAAAUCCGCCAAGUCAAAGCCACGCAGGAAGCCAUCAGUGAUCUGGUGUACAAAUCCGAUUACCACUCCAAACUCCAAGGUCAUAUGAUCUCCAUGCCAUUCACCCCCCAGACCAUGCACUGCCGCUAUGUUGGAGAGAUAACAAGCGAUAAUAAGUACAAGGAAGACUUGCAGUGGCUUAGAGGCCUGGGCUGCUUCAUGUACGACACUCCGGACAUGGUGAGGGCACGUGACCUCCGCAAACUCUGGUCUCACUAUCUGUACACUACACCCGCCAAGAAGAUGCUGGAUAAAUACAGUGUGGUCUUGGAUACCCCAGAAUACAGGACCGUCCAGGAGUUGAAGACACAUCUCAGCCAGACUGUAUACCGGGCAGAAGGCAACAAGCAAAAAUCAAUAUACACAUCAGUUCUAGAUACUCCAGACUUCCUCAGAGCAAAGAAAGGACAAGAAAUCCAGAGCAAGUACCUGUAUGUUGAGUUUGCAAGCAAAGAAAGACCCCAUCACCAUGCAGAUGGACAGACUACAGCCCUCAAACUAGCUAAGCAUGUCAAGGACUUGGUCAGUGAGAAAAAAUACAAAGCGCAAUACGAAAAGUUUAAGCACAAAUAUACAACAAUUGCUGAUACUCCCAACAUCUUGCGAGCCAAGAAAGCCUACCUAAAUGCUAGUGAUCUGCGCUACAAAGAAACUUUCGAGCAAGCCAAAGGCAAGUACCACACCGUGAAGGAUGCUCUGGAUAUUGUCUAUCAUCGCAAGGUUACCGACGACAUCAGUAAUGUGAAAUAUAAAGAGAAGCAUGUCAGUCAGAUGGGUAUUUGGAGAUCCAUCCCCGACCGUCCAGAGUACUUCCAUCACCGCGCCGUCACAGACUCAGUUAGUGAUUUCAAGUACAAAGAAGAUUUGACCUGGCUGAAGGGUAUCGGCUGCUACGCCUGGGACACUCCUGAUUUUGCUCUUGCAGGACAAAACAAAGAACUUUACAGUGGAUACAAGUACCGUCAGGCCGCUGAAAAGACCAAGUCAAUAUUCAAAGAGACCGCCGAUACCCCUCUGCUUACCCACUUCAAAUAUGCAACUCAACUGGCCAACGAGAAAUUAUACAAAGCGGCACAUGAGAAGGAGAAAACACAUUACAGCAUUGUGGUGGAUGAUCCUAGAAACCUUCUGGCCAAAAGUGCAAGUGAACAGAUUAGUCAGUGGAAGUAUAAGGAGCAUUAUGAAAAACAGAAGGACAAGUUCACGUCAGUCAUAGACACCCCCGAGCACAACCGAGCCCAGAAGGCCGGGAAACAGAUCAGUGAUAUUAUUUACAAAAUGGCAUGGAACAAAGCCAAAGCCAAGGCCUACACCACCAUCCAUGACACGCCAUCACUGCUACAUGCUCGCAAGGUGAAAGACAAGAUCAGUGAGCUGAAAUAUAAAGAACUGUACGAGAAGAGCAGAGGACAUUGUACCAUGGUGUCCGAUGCUGUACAGAUCAAGACGGCCAAAGAAGCCUACAAAUCCAUCAGCAACCUGGAUUAUAGGAAGAAGUACGAAGCAACCAAGGCUCACUGGGAAUGGACUGUCGACAGACCCGACUUCAUGCAGAACGCAAAAUCCUCUCUGCAACAGAGUGACUAUGAAUACAAACUGGACAGAGAGUUCCUGAAGGGAUGCAAGCUCUCAAUCACAGAUGACAAGAACACCGUCCUAGCUCUCAGGAACAACGAAAUGAACAGUGAUGUGAAAUAUAGGAAGAAGUAUGACAGAGGAACGUACCAAGGAGAAUUCGGAGUUGUUGCAGAUACACCUCAGAUCAUCCAUGCUAAAUCUGUCAGCACUCUUGUAUCUGAUAAUAAAUACAAGGAAGAAGUGAAGAAGCACCUGCCACAUGGCUCCUUCACAACCUUGUCGGAGACACGUGACACGGUUCAUGUUAAAGACGUAACUAAAGUUAUUAGUGAGAAACAAUAUAAAGAAAAGUUCCAGAAGGAGAAGGGCAAGUCCAACUACUCCAACAUGCAGGAACCACCUGAGGUGAAACAUGCAAUGGACGUGGCCAAGGCCCAAAGUAAUGUAUCUUACAAGAAAGCUGCCAAGGCUAAUCUCAAUUACACCUCCAUUGCCGAUAGACCCGACAUUCAGAAGGCAACCCAGGUGGCCAAGUUGGUCAGCAAUAUCCAGUACAAAGCUAAGGCCCGUGAAGAAUCCGGCCGCGGAAUCACCGUCCUGGGAAGACCUGAUAUCGAAUUAGCCCAAGAAGUAUCCAAACUUACAAGCCAAGCUGAGUAUACCAAAGAAAAGAUGUGGGGCCACGGAGCAGCGUCUUAUGACACUCCCAUCAUGCGGACACUUAAGAAAGCUAAUGAUCUCACUAGUAAUGUGAAGUACAAAGAAAACUUUUCAAAAGAAAAGCGAAACAGACCUCAGUAUGACCUCAAAGAGGCCAAAAUUUACCAGACCUUGAAAGAUGCAAACACCCUUGCUAGUGAGGUCAAAUAUAAGGCUGACCUCAAGAAGCUCCACAAACCAGUGACUGAUAUGGCGGAAUCUUUGAACAUGCAACAUAUCACUGGUACAAGCAAACUUGCAAGUGAAUACCGGUACAAGAAGGAAUAUCGGAAGAGUAAGGGUCACAACCAAAUGAUGCCCGAUUCACUUGAUCAAGUACAUGUCAAGGAGGCAACAGAACUGCAGAGUAUCGUCAAAUAUAAGGAGAAGUAUGAAAAGGAAAGAGGUAAAGCUAUGCUGGACUUUGAGACCCCAACCUAUGUCACCGCCAAAGAGGCACAACACAUGCAAAGUGAUAAAGAAUAUAAGAAAGACUUGGAAGAACACAUUAAGGGCAGAAACCUUACUGGUUUGGAGGUUACGCCAUCAUUGUUACAUGUCAGACAUGCUACAAAAAUAGCGAGCGAGAGAGAAUACAGGAAGGACUUGGAUGAUACUAUCAGAGGACGAGGCCUCACUGCAUUAGAAGAGACCCCUGAGCUUCUAAGAGCCAAGAAUGCAACUCAAAUAUUAAAUGAGAAAGAAUAUAAGAAGACGCUAGAAUUGGAGAUCAAAGGAAAGGGUCUUACCACUUUGGCCACGGAAACUCCAGACUUCAUGAGAGCGAAGAAUGCAACGGAUAUUGCCAGCCAGGUGAAAUACAAACAUUCUGCUGAAAUGGAAAAGGCCAAUUACACAAGUGUUGUGGACACACCAGAAAUUAUCCAUGCUCAACAAGUCAAGAAUCUUUCUAGCCAGAAAAAAUACAAGGAGGAAGCAGAAAGAACUAUGUCUUAUUAUGUGCCUGUACUAGAUACCCCAGAGUUGCUGAGAGUCCGUGAAAACCAGAAGAACUUCAGUACUCUACAGUACCAAGGUGAUCAUAUACAAAGUAAAGGAAAAAUCACAGUGGUUAAAGACACGCCAGAAAUUCUGCGUGUUAAAGAGAAUCAAAAGAAUUUCAGCUCGAUUCAGUAUAAAGAAGAAAUUGGAACAGGAAUAUCUGUUGGCCACACCCCAGAGAUGGACAGAAUUAAGAAAACACAGGAUGCCAUUAGCACGAUUAAAUACAAGGAAAGUAUUGGGACAGGAACGGCGAUCUCUGACCUGCCAGAAGUGAAGCGAGUAAAGGAGACACAGAAGAACAUCAGCUCGGUUAUGUACAAGGAAAGCUUGGGGCUUGGAACCUCCACCCCUGUGACUCCUGAGAUGGAGCGUGUCAAACGCAACCAGGAAAACAUUAGCAUGGUGGCAUACAAGGAAAGUAUGGGAAAAUCUACACCAACGACUGUCACUCCAGAGAUGGAGAGGGUUAAACGCAACCAGGAAAAUAUUAGCUCGGUUCUCUACUCCGACAGCUUCCGCAAACAGAUACAAGGUAGAGCUGCUUACGUGAUGGACACUCCUGAAAUGAGACGCGUCAAGGAAACCCAGCGACACAUUUCAGCGGUGAAAUAUCACGAGGACUUUGAGAAGCAGAAGGGAAGCUUCACCCCUGUGGUCACUGACCCAAUAACAGAGAGAGUGAAGAAGAACACCAUUGACUUCAGUGACAUUAACUACCGUGGAAUUCAGAGGAAGGUCGUGGAGAUUGAACGAAAGAGGAGUGAGCAGGAUCAGGAUAUCACAGAUCUCAGAGUCUGGCGUACAAAUCCUGGAUCUGUCUUUGACUAUGACCCAGCAGAAGACAAUAUCCAAUCAAGAAGUCUCCACAUGCUUUCUGUUCAAGCCCGCCGAAGCCGCGAACACUCCCGUUCCGCUAGUGCCUUGAGCUUGAGUGCAGGAGAUGAGAAAUCCGAACCCUCUGAUGGUGUCGACCACCACCAAUCCUUCUAUAGCAAUGGAGGUCUCUAUACAUCUGCCGUAACAGGCCACAAAGAAAGUUCACAUAUACUGUUUUAUCAAGGUUACAAGCAAACCAAAACUACCGAGCUUCCCCAACAGAGGUCUUCUUCUGUGGCCACCCAGCUAACCACAGCCUCAUCUGUACCAUCGCACCCAUCCACCACCGGAAAAAGCUUUAGGGCCAUGUAUGACUACAGGGCGGCAGAUGACGACGAAGUGUCCUUCAAGGAUGGCGAUACUAUACUUAAUGUCCAGACCAUAGACGAAGGCUGGAUGUACGGGACAGUGCAAAGAACGGGCAAGACCGGCAUGCUUCCUGCUAACUACGUGGAAGGCAUUUAAUGGCCCUGCUGAAGGCCUGCUCCGGUCAUCACCGAUACCAACCAUCUCGACAACGUCUACCAAAAGAGCAGCCACCAUUUCAUUUUUGUCAUCCUGCCUUAUAUCUGAAAUAAAACAAUUUUAAACUAUUAACAUCUUAUGCGGCAUUUUCCUAACACUUGACUUGUACUUUAGAAUAUUAUUCUAGAUUUUUUUUUAAGUUAAUGUAACAUCAGCUGACUAGUUUCAGAAUUACAUAGACUGUCACCGUUUACCGAUUCAUUCGGUGCUCACAGACUUGGACUGUACCAUCUGCAUUUUUACCUGCUAUUGUUAUGUUCAGUGUUUCUUACUGUACACAGAUGUAGCAUACUUGGCGGAAAAAAAUUCCACCAUUUUACAUUGAAAUCGCCCUGGAAUAUAAGAAAAGACGAGCCCCUCCCCCUCCUCUGCUUGUGAACGCUGCAUGCAUACCUUUAUGUUCUAGGGUCAACAAAUUGUGCUCCCUGUACAUUAGAGAACAAUAAAGCUGGGG